This is a messenger RNA of Cryptomeria japonica (Japanese cedar), 1396 nucleotides long. RefSeq names its product filament-like plant protein. The transcript has 5 exons. Bases 144 to 1247 code for a protein of 367 amino acids. Lineage: Eukaryota; Viridiplantae; Streptophyta; Pinopsida; Cupressales; Cupressaceae. The record is from RefSeq and is a predicted model, not a curated record.
AUAUCAUGUUUGGCACGUUUCCAACUCAAAAGCGAGGAACAUCUGAUCUCCACAUUAAAGACUAAUGGACUCAUUCAUUCUACUUCCCCAGAAAAGCACAAGGAUUUUCUGUUGAACUACCUACUUCUGCAUUUCUUAUCGAUAUGGAACAUAAAAACUGGCCUCGGAGGAAAAAGUUGGAGGAGAAGGUAUUGGACGUGGAGGAGAAACCGGCAAUCGCAAUAGCAAAAGCGCCACUGAAUCAAGAGCCAGUUUCAGGAUGGGAUCAGGCAGAGAUGGAGAGAUUGCGAGAUGAAAACGCGGUCCUUUUUGCGUCUCUGCAAGAUUUGAGCGAAUCAAACCGCAGAGCACAGCUUGAAUUACGCUCCAUGCGCAACAAGUUGCAGGCUUCCGACAAGGAUAAGUCUCGUUUGCAAUACGAACUCCAUUUGCUGAACAAACAGCUUCAAAUCCGAAGCCAAGAAAAAGAAUUGAGUGCAAGUCAUGGUGAUGUUGAAGAAGAUCAGUGUGAGUUGUUCCGAGGAUUAACGGGGAAGAAAAGCUUUAACUCUAAUUGUAGAUCAGUGUGGACAAAGGGCAGUGUGGGAAGCCCUGAUCAAGAUGACAACGAGGACGAUAUAAGCUGUGCCGAGUCUUGGGCGUCGGCUCUGUUGUCGGAGCUGGAUCAUUUCAAACCUAAACAAUCUCAAGAUUUAUCAGUUGUGAGUGAGAUUCUUGAAGUCAUCCAGCCCCUAGCUCUCCAUUUACAAGUGGACACAGCACGGCUAGUACAAGCCAAAGAGAAGGUGGCCUCCCUUCAAGACCAAGCCCUCCUCCACUUCCUGCAAGAGCUCUCCUCCCUUCUCACCUCCAUUCUUUCACCAGGAAAUGCCCUUUCUUCGGAUCCUACUCCUCAAAGGAAACUGCAACUGGAAAUAGAUAAACUGCGUGGCCAAAUUGAAGAUUUAAACAAGGAGCUUCAAUCUCAGAUAAAUCAGCGUCAACAUUUGUCCGCCCUCAACGACAAGCUUGACAAAGAUCUUGAAGCAUAUAGGAGGGAGAAGGAUGCUUGUAACAUAAAUCGAUGUGAAAAGGUGACAGAAGAUAAUAAGAAGUUGGCGGAAUGGCGGGGAGCAAUUGAAGAUCUGGGAAAACAAGUGUACGAGGAGAAGGAAAGAUGCCCCUGGGCAGAGGAAGAGAAAAAGGCAACAUUGCCGUGCAGAGUUCCACUAUUCCGCAGGCUCUUCUUCUGCGCCUCCCAAUCAUAAGCUGGCUUCUGAAUAAACUUCAAAUUGUUCCAUCAAUUUUAUUUUGACUUUAAACUUCAAAUUGUUCCAUCAAUUUUAUUUUGACUUUAAACUUCAAAUCGUAACCUCUUUUUGGGCGUCGGUUUACUAAUUACUUUGGCUUUGACUUU